Molecule: messenger RNA, 7633 nt
Organism: Lolium perenne
Lineage: Eukaryota; Viridiplantae; Streptophyta; Magnoliopsida; Poales; Poaceae
Product: NADH-ubiquinone oxidoreductase chain 2
Source: RefSeq, a predicted model, not a curated record
UUGGUAGUCUUGAAUCAAGCUAGGAAAGAGUGCCGAGCCGCGGGUGAUUAGUCUAUCUAUAUGUGAUUAGUCAGUCUAUCUAUUAGACCUAUCUAGAAGUAGAAGUUCGUUGCAUUCCCGGAGAUGUAGAAUCGAGUGUUUAGCUUACCGGGCAUUGUGCUAAGUUUGCAUCCGAAUCGAAAUCUGGCGCUACUACUCAAACACGAAAGCUAGGGAAGGGAAUAGAAGGGCGGGUAGAUCAAUGUGAUGAUAGCACCACGCCAGGCACCUUGAACUCCCUUUGGCCCAAGAGAAGUUCGGCUGGAGACUUCAUACCAAGUAUCCUAGACGGCAUACGGUUUAUGAGGUACGCUGCUGUCAUCACUGCCUCACUCGAGAAAUUCUUUGGCACAUUUAUCUAAAACAUAAGUGACCGUGCCACCUCCUGCAGAUGUCGGUUCUUCCUUUCCCUUUCCGCCACUCCAUUCUGUGAUGGGGUUCCAUCCAGUUCCAACACAAGUAGUCUGAUGAAUAAUCCCAUGUUCUGAUAUAUAAGCAUCAACCUCUCUAUUCACAUAUUCAGUCCCAUUAUCUGACCGGAGAAUCCGAAUCUUCGCUUCAAACUAAGUAGCCACCAGCUUAUGGAAGUCCUGAAACCAUCUCACAACCUCACUCUUGUGCUUCAUCAAAUAAAUCCAAGCAAGUCAUACGAGUGCAACAGUCCAUAAAUGUAACAAACCACUUGAACCCGCUCACAGAAGUGACAGAACAUGGACCCCAAACAUCAGAAUGUAUCAAUAAGAAGGGUUCAUCACUUCAAAGGCCAAUGCUAGGAUAUGUAGACCUUGUAUGCUUCCCAAACGCGCAAGCAUCACACACAAGUAUGCUCUUGUCCACCUUCUUAAACAAAUAAGGAUACAUACAUCCUACUCUUAUUAUCAAUGGAUAGCCCAAACGAAAAUGAUGUAGCAAGAUCUCUGCUUCAGGUCCUCUAGCAAUCACAGACAAUGCGACAUCCACUUGAUCAACCACAACCCCUUACGCCUGAUUCCAGACCCAAUCCUCUUCCCAGUGCCCUUCUCCUUAAAUAAACUAGAAUCCUCAUCAAAUGUAACAGUACAUUUGAAUUGCUCAAUGAUGGAGCUAAUAGAGAGGAGAUUGACCGGAAAAGAUGGCACAUGCAAAAUGGAAGGCAACACCAUAGACGGUGUGCAUUUUACAGACCACACUCCCUUGAGAAAUUGGGAACUACGGCUUGUGACGGAUUACCAUGAAAGCUGAUUGGAUAAACAAUAGCAUCGCACUCACAUCGAAUCAAAAAACGCAUAGAGAAAGAAUUGAUGCGGUCAUCCUUCCUCCGGAGCAAGAAAGGAAACUCCUCGAUUCAGCUUCGUAGCAAUAAGCUGCACUUGCGCCCCACCCCUACGGAAACUAUUGCCUAUGCUUGCUGCUCGCUCAGUGUCAGUAGAAGGGAAGAAAAGAUGGUCACUCCUUUUAGGAACAUGGCGAGCCUUACUUACGACUGUUGCACUUCACUCGCUGCUCGUUCAUUCACUUGCUCAUGAACUCGCUGCUUCGCCAGAAGCGACUAGUCGCCUCCUUUCCUCCGCCGAAAGAUGCUUAGCCAGAAGCGACGAAGGAGGGGAGCUGGGGAAGGCCGACGAUGGCAAUGAGGGGGAAGCUGUCGUAGAAGCUUUGCCCCUUGCUUUACAGAAAUGGUUAUGAACUUACUAAAUGACCUUAUUGAUUCUCCCGGAACGCUAGCAAAUCUAAUAGUUCCAUCUGCUCUUCUUAACUUAAGAACGAAGGCCGCCAUCCUUCUUAUUCAGGAACCCUUUGUUUGAGGGGGGCGUAUCCCCGGGAAGGGGAGAGUGGCCGAGCGGUCAAAAGCGACAGACUGUAAAUCUGUUGAAGGUUUUCUACGUAGGUUCGAAUCCUGCCUCUCCCACUUGUUGUAGACUUAAGAGAAGAGAAAGUAGGCGGAAGCCUAGGAGGGCCAACCGAGCGAAGCUCUUUUUUUUGCCGUGCCGUGAAGUGCAAUUUUCUCGUAUGCGUUUUAGAGAGGUUGUCGAAAAAAAGACGAUCUAUAGAGAUUCCCCAUCUAUAUCCAAUCGAGAAUAGAAGCGACUCGCUUCCGGCGUCGGCUUGUAGUCUCUGCAGUCGGCACACGCACGCGCCCGCCAUCAUGCCUCCUUGGUUCGGGACGAAGCCAAGCGAGACAUACGAUAGACGAAGGAAGCGCCCACCCAGCAGGAGGGCUAAAACCUGUAGUUUGGAAGUUGCAAACUCCAGCUUCGAAGCUGGAGUUCUUUAGCCCUUUAGUUUUUUCUUGAGCGCCUUGCGCGCUCAAAAACAAGCAAGGGAUGAGCGCUUUGUUGCGCCUGCGGAUACGUUUUCUUGCUGGGGAAGGCUAGUUUGAUCGAGGAUUGGAUUGGAUUGGAGAGGAGGGAGAGGUGGAAUAAAAAGCUCGGGAUGGAUUUUGGAGUCUUUGUGCGAGCCGUAUGCGGUGAGAGUCGCACGUACGGUAAGGAGGGGGGUUCGCGUCUAUACGUGUAGUGUGGUGGUUGGGCCUACCCACCCUAUUUGUUCCAUGAUCUAUGGGUCUACUGGAGCUACCCACUUCGAUCAAUUAGCCAAGAUUUUGACCGGAUACGAAAUCACUGGUGCUCGAUCUAGUGGUAUUUUUAUGGGGAUUCUUUUUAUCGCUGUAGGAUCCCUAUUCAAGAUUACUGCAGUUCCUUUUCGGGCGGCUGUAGGACGGACGGCCCCCUAUAGGUAGUAGGGUAGGGUGGGUGGUACCGCUCAGAUAGCGGCCAAUCCUCCUAACUGCGCGCGGGCCGGGCUUAGAGCGCGUGAAACUCAUCACUACCUCGUAAGGGCGUUGAGACCAUAGCAUGUUACACAAAAGCGCCGCUUUCUCAGGAGUGUUGUCACACAGCUGCCCGACUAGAAGAGCUACUCGCUCUGUAGUGUUGUCACACAAGAUAAGCACGCCGCCCGCCUGCUGGCCGGGCGAAUCGAAGUUAUCUUCCGGUCAACUGUCCACCCAGUCAAGUGCAAAAAACACAGUGGAAUCACGCAACGCACGCUGCUGGUGUGCUUCCUGCCCACGAGGAAAGAAGAGCGACAAGGUUCAGAUUUGACUGUUUGCAGCAUGGGAGCUGAUUACCCAAAAAAUCCCUGGGAAAAAAGAAAAGAUAUCUCGGUAACGAAAACCAUAGGAGGCUGUAUUGGCGAGAUCCAAGGGUUCACAGCAGCCCAAAAGAAAAACCGCCUGGAAGUCCGAGGACCUUUAGUACCGUACCGAACCAGCAGCCUUCGCGCCAAGCGACGACCGCCCUUGUCCCUUUCCUUUUUCCAUUCAGCCUACUUCUUAGCUUUGUUCCGUCAGUCUAAGGCAAAGCUUAAGUGGUUUGCCUACCUUACCCACUUGAUGAAAGGGAACGAACUUCGUUUCCUUGGCGGCUUUAUGGAUGGAUUCAGUCAGCCUCACUCCUUCCUUUUGAAAAGUGACGCUUUGCGUCUUCGCUUCCGAGGGUUAGGGUAUAGGCCGUUUCGAGCAAGCUUUCGCUUUUUCUCCCGGCUUUCUACAACUUUAGCUUUAGCUUCCAAAGGCGACCCAAUGACCUUUCCGGAAUUGGAAGUAUUCGUCGCCCUACCCUAAGAAAGAAGUCACUAUAAAACUGCUUGCCCUCCAGAAGUACCAAAGGUGCGCGGAGCCCGGUGAAAAUGAAUAUGUUUGCUACUGAAAGAAGCCUGCCUAUUGACUAAUAUUCGUCUUUAGAAUGAAAGUAGCUAUGAAGCCCAAUCUACUGUCGAUUCAAAAGGGGGCAUAGUCAUAUGGGUGGGGUGUUUGUGGGGAGCUGCCUUGGAUAUGAGGAAUUCCUAAAAAAAAAUACAAAAUGGAACAAAGGCUAAGUCCGUGACGAAGAUCUUUCUUUUCUAUCAAUAGAUAGGAAUGAGUGUUCGUUAUAGGGGAUAGGAUCCAUCUGCUCUCUCUCUCUCUAUUUUCUUUGAUGCAAUUUUGAGAGAAAGAGCAGUGCGAACUAGAAAAAAAAGAGAAUCGGGAGAUGAUUAAAAAAGAGAUACAUAGACAUCUAAAGUAAAGGGAUGUAUAUAUUAUUCCUAUAUAUAUCAUCUAUCUAUGAAAAAAGUAAACAGAGUUCGUUUUUGGGUUCCCCGAAGCCCCGAAUGGAUUGGAUCGUUUCUGCCAACGAAAUGAAGGCCUCGCCCCUUCCGAAUGCUUCUCCGAUCCUGAAGUUCUCGCGAAGAGAAUAAGAUGCAGCUCCCCCUCCCUCUGUCUUUUUCCGCUUUGCUAAUCUUCCCCUCUAACGCGGGCCGGGCUUAGGCGGGCGCGGGAGGAAGAAAGAAAGUAGAAGAGCGUCUUCUCCUUUGUCCUUUUUUCAGUGCAACACAGGAAAGCACCCUCUUUUUGUAAUCCCUGCAGCUUCCCAGAGGCUUUUUUUUGUAUUGAACGCAUGGCAUAGCUAGGACCCCUCCAAUCAUGCAUGUUUGAGCCUAUGUUCACCCGGGGCCCAAAAAGGAGAAUUCCGGAAUGCCUGCCGACGUUCAGAUAAGGUGCAUAUCCCUUACCACUAAAGGAAAGGCUCGACGAAGGGGGGGAUAUUAGCUGGGUAAGGAAAAAGCUUUCGGAGAUUGAGAUGUCGAUUUGUUUUUUCAUCGAAAAGGAAGAAGGCCGAGGGGAUAGCAGCCUUCCUUCGGGCUUUGCCUGCCGACGUUCUAAUAAAGAAUUCCGGCUCGGCCCGGGAAAGCGCUGGCAACAACAUAAAGAAAGGGGUCCAUGUAGCUGCUGCGCCCGCCCACUGAGCAGCAGGUUCGGCAUCUACUACAAAAGAGAGAAUCCACUUCAGAUAACCACGUCUCUGCUAGGCAGCGUGUGGAAUGGCCGAGAGCGGACCAAAUGGAUAUAUAAUCCAAGCCGAGAGUGGAAUUACGUGAACAGCCGUCUGAUGGAAAACAACUUUCACGUUCGGUUCAGAGAGCACUUUUUUCGUUGAGAAUAAGUCCUUCCCUUUUGUGUGAAUUCCCCAGCGGCGAAUUAACAACUUGUGGGGCCCUAUCUAUUCAAUCUCUCGAGCCCCAAGAAAACCCCCCUCUCCCUCGGACUCAAUCUCUCUUUUGACUCUAUAUAUGUGGGCACCUGAUAUCUAUGAGGGUUCACCCACCCCGGUGACAGCAUUCCUUUCUAUUGCGCCUAAAAUCUCUAUUUCUGCAAAUAUGUCACGUGUUUCUAUUGUUGCUUCCUAUGGGGGUACAUUACAACAAAUCUUCUUUUUCUGCAGCAUUGCUUCUAUGAUCUUAGGAGCACUGGCCGCCAUGGCCCAAACGAAAGUAAAAAGACCUCUAGCUCAUAGUUCGAUUGGACAUGUAGGUUAUAUUCGUACUGGUUUCUCAUGUGGAACCAUAGAAGGAAUUCAAUCACUACUAAUUGGUAUAUUUAUUUAUGCAUCAAUGACGAUAGAUGCAUUCGCCAUAGUUCCAGCAUUACGGCAAACCCGUGUCAAAUAUAUAGCGGAUUUGGGCGCUCUAGCCAAAACGAAUCCUAUUUCGGCUAUGACCUUCUCCAUUACAAUGUUCUCAUACGCAGGAAUACCCCCGUUAGCCGGCUUUUGUAGCAAAUUCUAUUUGUUCUUCGCCGCUUUGGGUUGUGGGGCUUACUUCCUAGCCCCAGUGGGAGUAGUGACUAGCGUUAUAGGUCGUUGGGCGGCCGGAAGGUUGCCAUGAGUAAGGUUGGGAGACCGAAGGCAGUUUUCCGUGCACCGGACACGUAGCUUACCGAAUCAGUUGCAACACAGAUGGGAAUGCAUGCUACGAAAGACAGGGUCGAGUCUGAUACAUCAACCGUCGACUCCAUAUCCUUGUACGAGUCCACAAUCACUACACGAGAUGAACCUGGGUUUGGUGAAUGGAAGUUGGCCUUAGGUGUAAUAGGACUCCCAGUUACUGCGCGCGAUCGUAUACUGAGGUGCUCCCCGUCGGUUGUUGGAACGACGCGAGCCGGGCCGGGCCUCGAUUCCUUUCAAAAAGAUGAAGGGACAGAGGUGACUAAUUCCCCAUCUCAUUUGGGGCGGAAAACGAAUCGACAUCUCGAUGUGAUACAGCCCUUUCCAUUUUCGUUGGGAAAGAACGGCGAAGUCCAUCCGAACCCUCCAAUGAAGAAAUAAGAGGAGAGCAAAGCGCCAAUGGCGCGCGAAGCGCAUGCGGAAGGGGUACGGAGAAAUAAAGAAGUGUGGAGGAGAAGCAGCCGAGCUCAUUCCCUUCGCUUCCUGGGCCCAAAGCAGUGCUUUGUUUCCUGGCCAAAUCAAGGAUUUGGGGCUGAUUGCAAAAGAUAUCUGAAUAGAAAGAUAGAUCCAUCCAUCUAUCCAGAUAUCUAAAAAAGAAUCGAUUUCUAUUUCAUGAAACCUUUGAUUCAAAGAACUGCGCUUAGCCCCCCCGCUCAUGAAACGGCUCUGCUGCAAUGGAUGGCAGAGGGUCCGUAGUACCCGAAGCACUGGAGUGACCCAGUAGCCGGGAAGGGGCCUAGAAGUGCCUACUACUACACCACACUACACUUGGCUCUACACAUUUACAGAGCUUACCCCUGUCCAGUGUCUGGCAGAACGUUGGGGGCUUCAAUCGUCGACUCGUUAUCCCCAUCUCAGCCCAGGCUAACGGAGCCUUACUUAUUCAGGGGAGAGAGUGGAGCCUAUCGAAGCACUCUUGAGAGUAAGAUCCUUGGCUCCUCUUCAUUCUCUACAGGGGUCUCUGCCCACAUGGAAGCGGGGCAGAGAUGGAUAAGAUCAAACACGGGAAUAAGAAGCAUUUGAAAUGCCUUUUUGAUCAUUUUGAUAGAGGGGGAUGGAUAAAGUGGGCAAAACAGACUCACAUUUUUCAAUCGAAAAGAUGGGUUCCUUUUUCGUCUCGACAAAGAAAGAAUCAUCUUGAAAACGCUCCUAACCCCUUCGUAGGGCCGUGUAUAGUAAGUGAUCCGAACCUGCCCGGAGCGAGCCCCCCUUAGAGGCAAGUGAAGUUGGUGAGCCGUAUGAUGGGCAACUAUCUCCUGCGGUUCGGAGAGGACUCAGCUGUUAGUUAGUACCCCCUUGGUUUCGGGGUGGACCCUUUCACUCUAUUUUAUUAUAUACGCUUAGCGAAAAGAAUGUUUUUUGAUAGACCUAGGACAUGGAUUCUAUAUGAACCAAUGGAUCGUGACAAGUCGUUACUACUAGCAAUGACUUCCUCUUUCAUUACUUCAUCCUUUCCAUAUCCCUCUCCCUUGUUCGAUCUUACUCAUCAAAUGGCACUCAGUUCAUAUCUGUAAGUUCGUUCGAUCAUUGACAAGGUUCAAAGAAAGGGUGGGCCAUUCACCAUGAAGGCUAAAAGCGAGAUAGGCUGGACAUUUUCGCUUACAAAGGCGAAGACAAUUCCGCGUUUUUUCAGCCGAUUCUCCGAAAUUGAAGACAAUUAUCCUCACUCAAACUUCAAAAAGUCCUUUUUUUUUUAUGAUGUAAAUUCUGUCUGUCUCCUUUGUCCUUCCUAACGCUAGUCUAGUCUCCUUCGUUCCACUCGUCCUUGCUUUUUUUUCUUCUUCCUAUCGGUCCCAAGGUCAAAGAAAUAGGUUCAGUGGUUCGACCUCCCAAAGGUUAAAGAAAGACAU